AUGACAUCACCAAUUCUUGUUAAAGCUUGGUUCAACAAUGAAAUUACUGGUCUUCCAUUCACCAAAAUAUUUUGCAAUUAUCGAAAAUCAAAAAGCAAAGUGUCAAAGCUUAUUGAAACUAUUGAUGAAUUAGUUCAACAUGGUAUUCUUAAAAAAGGUGUUAAUGAUAAUCGACACGUUGUUGCUGCACGAAAAGAAACAUAUUUAAAAACAUCACCAGUUACUAUUCGUGCUAAUAACCGAAUGCUUGAUUAUCUUCAAUCUAUUGGCAUCGACAUUGAUACUUAUGAACAUGCAUAUCUUUCAUCACCAUUACCAAUGAAUAUGGAAUUAACUACAUUUGCAGUUAAUUUAAUUUUAUCCGAUGAUGAUUAUAUUGAAUACUGUCAUUUAUUUAAUGAUGUUCAUAUACAAAAUGAAAUGGAAGAACGAUUAUCAAAACAGAUGGUCGAAUAUCGAAUGGUAUUUGGUCAAAAGCAAUAUUAUAUUCCAUCAUUAUCUCAAAUUGUCGAAGAAGAUAAUUUAAUUAUUGAAAACAGUCAACGUUAUGAUGGUGAUCAAACUCCAACUAAUAAUAAUGAUAACAAUGAUGAUAAUAGUGGUGAUAACAAUGAUGAUAAUAGUGGUGAUAAUCAAAGUGAUAAUAAUGAUAAUGCAUUAUCAACUUUACUUUUUGUAUCACAUCGAUCAAUUACUAAUCCAUCACCAAACACCAUAUCAUCACGUUCUGCAAAUUCAUCUCUUUUUACUGAAUUGUUGAAUAUGAAUAAUAAUAAUGAAUCACAAAACAACAAUGUUACCGAUCAAAUAACUGAAUCUAAUAA
Molecule: messenger RNA, 824 nt
Organism: Rotaria sordida
Lineage: Eukaryota; Metazoa; Rotifera; Eurotatoria; Philodinida; Philodinidae
Source: the annotation of a GenBank genome assembly